ACCAGGACCAUGAGCAGCUAAGAUGGACACAUCCGCCUCAGCCUCCGCGGAGAAAAAAGAAGGCAAGAGUGCGAUCCCGGAGGGCGCUGCUUUCCCCGACGCGGGCAGGAAGACCUCUGCUCUGGCUGUGGCCGCGGCCGCAGCGGCUGCCCAAGGAGUGCCGCAGCACCUUUUGCCACCGUUCCAUGCUCCCUUACCGAUUGACAUGAGACACCAGGAGGGAAGGUACCAUUACGAGCCUCACUCUGCCCACGGCGUGCACGGGCCUCCUGCCCUGAGUGGCAGCCCCGUCAUCUCCGACAUCUCAUUGAUCCGGCUUUCCCCCCACCCCGCCGGCCCUGGGGAGUCCCCCUUCAACGCCCCCCACCCGUACGUGAGCCCCCACAUGGAGCAUUACCUCCGCGCCAUGCACAGCAGCCCCACGCUCCCCACGAUCUCUGCAGCCAGGGGCCUCAGCCCCGCUGACGUGGUCCAUGAGCACCUCAAGGAGAGGGGGCUGUUUGGCCUCCCCCCGGCAGGCACCAACCCCUCCGACUAUUACCACCAGGUGGCCCUCAUGGCGGGCCACCCCACAUCCUACGGGGACCUGCUCCUGCAGACGGGGGGCGCCACUGGCACCCCCCAUCUCCACGACUACCUCAAUCCAGUGGACGUGUCGCGUUUCUCCAGCCCACGGGUGACGCCCCGCCUGAGCCGCAAGCGGGCGCUGUCCAUCUCCCCGCUGUCGGAUGCCAGCCUGGACCUGCAGCGGAUGAUCCGGACCUCCCCCAACUCGCUGGUGGCCUACAUCAACAACUCGCGCAGCAGCUCCGCCGCCAGCGGCUCCUACGGGCACCUGUCGGCGGGCACCCUCAGCCCAGCCUUCACCUUCCCCCAUCCCAUCAACCCCGUGGCCUACCAGCAGAUCCUGAGCCAGCAGAGGGGCCUGGGCUCGGCCUUCGGACACACACCACCCCUGAUCCAGCCCUCCCCCACCUUCCUGGCCCAGCAGCCCAUGGCCCUCACCUCCAUCAGCACCACGCCCACCCAGCUCAGCAGCAGCAGCAACUGUCUGAACGACGCCAGCCAGAGCAAGCAGAACAGCGAGUCGGCUGUGAGCAGCACCGUGAACCCCAUCGUCAUCCAUAAGCGCAGCAAGGUCAAGACGGAGGCCGAGGGCCUGCGACCAGCCUCCCCGGUGACCCUGACGCAGGAGCAGCUGGCCGACCUCAAGGAAGACCUGGACAGGGACGACUGCAAGCAGGAGGCGGAGGUGGUCAUCUACGAGACCAACUGCCACUGGGAGGACUGCACCAAGGAGUAUGACACGCAGGAGCAGCUGGUGCAUCUGCCCCACAGACACGGGUGGAGCCCAGACCACAACAUGCUCUACUAUUAUGGCCAAAUCCACAUGUAUGAACAGAAUGGAGGCCUGGAGAACCACGUAGGCUGCCAGGUCAUGAGGCCCCAACCGCCGCAGCCACAGGCCUGCCCAGAGGGCCUCCAGCCCCAGCCCUUGUCCUCACCAGGCGUCAACCAGGUGUCCAGCACUGUGGACUCCCAGCUGCUGGAGGCCUCCCAGAUCGAUUUCGACGCCAUCAUGGAUGACGGCGAUCACUCGAGCUUGCUCUCGGGCGCCCUGAGCCCCAGCCUCCUCCACAGCCUCUCCCAGAGCUCCUCCCGCCUCACCACCCCCCGGAGCUCCCUGACUCUGCCCUCCGUCCCCACGGGCAUCAGCAACAUGGCCGUCGGGGACAUGAGCUCCAUGCUGACCAGCCUGGCCGAGGAAAGCAAGUUCCUCAACAUGAUGACCUAAGGCCCCGGCCCCUGGUGGAGGGGACCCCGAGGAAUCUUUUCCAGAGUGGGGUGUCAUCCAUUUUGUCUUUUUCCAAAAAAGUAUUACUAGGCCUGGGGGGGGGGGGGGGAGGGUGCUGUGGUUCAGACCACAAUGCUUUAAGGCAAGUUUACCUGCACCGUCUGGUCUUCUUUGGGGUUACUUUCGGAACACUGAACAAACCUCAACAGGAAGGCUCGUUUACACAGUGCUCCCGCCUCUGGUGUUUAGGGGACCACUCUGCUCCGGCUCCUUCGCCCGUCACCGAGGGGUCCCACCGGCCAGGGCUUUCCAAGUACACGAGGAAAAGGGCAGAGGAACACAUCUGGGUUUGAAUCAGAAAGCCGUACUGGAUGUUGUAAUCCAGGAAGAUGAGCUUCUAUUCCGAUCCUGCAAGGAGGAGGAGUUGCUGGCCCUGGAGUCCUUCCGCAAGCUGGCGUGAGGCCGCUACCGUCCCUGGUCCCGGAGGAGAGAGUCUACCCAGGUGACUCGGAGCACACCCUGAUUCCAGGGCGGUAGAGCCGGCAUCUCCACCCGCAGAGCCAGGUGUGCACCUGCAGACGGCCCGCGUGUGUAGAAUGAAUAAAGGACGGAAGUGUUGCCAGAAAAGGGAAAGAAGACACCAUGACGCUCGGGGGUGCUCAGAGGCGGCGGGCCUCCAGGCGUGUUUACAGCGUCCACGCGUGUAAAACGUGGCCCUCCCAGAAAGGAACACUCCCUUCUGAAUGCCCCGGGGCUGCUGGAGCUGCUGCGGCCACGGGUGACCAAGGGGCCCACGCGUGGAUGGACCUUUAGGAAGUGAGUGCACAGGGCCCAGCCUCGGGCGCCUGGCGUAGGAAGAGUCACAUGUUUACCCAGCCCUGUUUCCCCAGGGCACUGCCCGCCCACUCUGCCCCAGGUCCUGAUGGCGGCCUCUCCAGGUGCCUCCGGCCACGCUGCCCACUCUCCAGCAGCCCGGGGUCCCUACCGAGUCCCGGCACCCCUGGAUCCCCUCCCUCUGCCCUCAUUCGUUCCAGAGAAUGAUGAUGUGCAUGGCGUCUGGGGGGGCGGGAGGGGAAGGAGGUGAUUCCUCCUUCAGGUGGGAUUUGGAACUGGCGUCAGGAGACAUUCCUGAACAUAGUAGGGUGAGUGGGUGCAUCCUCCCCAGCACACGCCCCACACCUUCCCGUGUUGAAUUCGUGGCAUCCUUGCCAAAACCAACUGUACCACUAGGAGCCUGAUACUGACUGUGACCUUACCCGGGCCCGCUGCGUCCCAGAACACCCAGGGCUUUGUUAGGCUCCAAGGAAAGGCCAAGUCCAAAUCACAGCCCCGGAGGGGGGUGGGAGGGGGCGGGGUCUGGGCUCUGGUGGUCAUUCAUUCCCUGAGCUAGGAUGUCACACCAUCCCUCCCUGUAUAUAGUCUGUACAGAAGACAUCGCCCUGAAAAUACUGUAGGUGAGUCAUCCAGCCACGUUUAUAUCUCCAAAACAUUUUUAGCUUUUUCUACCUGCUA
This is a messenger RNA of Myotis lucifugus (little brown bat), 3307 nucleotides long. RefSeq names its product GLI family zinc finger 2 (gene GLI2). Gene Ontology annotation, molecular function: DNA-binding transcription factor activity, RNA polymerase II-specific; RNA polymerase II cis-regulatory region sequence-specific DNA binding. The coding region runs from base 23 to 1795 and encodes 590 amino acids. Gene Ontology annotation, cellular component: nucleus. The transcript is spliced from 9 exons. The record is from RefSeq and is a predicted model, not a curated record. Lineage: Eukaryota; Metazoa; Chordata; Mammalia; Chiroptera; Vespertilionidae. Gene Ontology annotation, biological process: smoothened signaling pathway; regulation of transcription by RNA polymerase II.